Molecule: messenger RNA, 682 nt
Organism: Marmota monax (woodchuck)
Lineage: Eukaryota; Metazoa; Chordata; Mammalia; Rodentia; Sciuridae
Product: tRNA N(3)-methylcytidine methyltransferase METTL6
Exons: 3
Coding region: 232-594 (120 amino acids)
Source: RefSeq, a predicted model, not a curated record
AGCUACCUUCUAAAGGACUUUUGUGUGGGACUCACCACCUGGUCCUAACACUAGUCUUCUUUGAGAUGUUGCACUAUAGCCUGAUGAUCUACUUCCCAUAUCUAGAAGUCCUGCAUAGCACAGGAAGAAUAUGAAAAUUGACCUUUCCUUUCUGUACCUCUCUUCUUGUCUAGUGUGAAGAGUGACACAUCCCCCAUCCCCUAGGACUAACAGAAGUGUCUGUUCCACAGUAUGAAACCUUUUGACCUAGGUGUAUUAAAACCAGGCAAAAGUGUCUUGUUCCGUGACUAUGGACUGUAUGAUCAUGCCAUGCUUAGGUUUAAAGCUGGAAGCAAACUUGGAGAAAACUUUUAUGUUAGACAAGAUGGAACCCGAUCAUAUUUUUUUACUGAUGAAUUCCUGGCUCAGCUCUUUGUGGACACAGGUUAUGAAGAAGUGGUGAACGAGUAUGUGUUUCGAGAGACGGUGAAUAAAAAGGAGGGCCUGUGUGUGCCGAGGGUUUUCCUUCAGAGCAAAUUCCGAAAGCCUCCGAAGAACCCAAAGCCUGCAACCCUGGGCCUGGGUCACCUGGCUGGGAAUUGUGCCUCCCCUUGAGGAGAGGAGAGUUUGAGAUUACUUUUUUAAGAUUGUAUAUUUUUAUAUUUUAAUUUUUUAAAUUAGUAUAUAUAAUUCAUGCAUUUAA